This is a messenger RNA of Triticum aestivum (bread wheat), 2050 nucleotides long. RefSeq names its product F-box/FBD/LRR-repeat protein At2g26030-like. The coding region runs from base 252 to 1097 and encodes 281 amino acids. NCBI's taxonomy places the organism in Eukaryota, Viridiplantae, Streptophyta, Magnoliopsida, Poales, Poaceae. The transcript has 2 exons. The record is from RefSeq and is a predicted model, not a curated record. Gene Ontology annotation, molecular function: protein binding.
GCCACGUGAAAUGAAAAAUGAAUCCUUGUGGCAAACUUGCAAUUUUCUAACUUUUUUCCUUUAUAGCCCAGCCUUGAUUGUCAGGUAUUAAUGACAUAGUAUGUAUCUCUCAUAUGGGCGGGCUAUCAAAUUGGUUGUAAAUGUUAUGGCAAUGUGACAGAGCCAGCAGCCGGCUAUUAUUAGCCAUGCUCUAAGUAAACGCGUCCCUCCGCCACCAUUGCCCAAAUCCUAGAUCUCCCCAGCCACCAGCCAUGGAGAAGGCGGCACCGACCGCAGUGGCAAGAAAGCGCGAAUCCGAUGGGAUCGCUGGCAGCAGACCAAGGAAUCGGGCACGCGGUGGCAACUACGAUGGCAACUGGGUGGCCAAGCAUCCCAUCAGCCGCCUCCCCGACGCCAUCCUCGGUACCAUCAUCUCCCUUCUCCCCACCAAGGACGGUGCACGCACGCAGGCCCUCUCCCGCCGAUGGUGCCACCUUUGGUGCUCCGCUCCCCUCCACCUUCAGGCCAAUAGCAGCCUCUGCAGCAACCUUCGCUGGUGCCCCGCCAUCAUCAACAGGAUCCUCUCCGACCACCCUGGCCCCGCCCGCCGCUUCCACUUCCCAUUCAUCCAGUUCACACCCGGUGACAUAGACAGCCGGCGCACUGAGCUGGACGGCUGGUGCCAAUCCCGAGCCCUUGACGGACUCCAGGAGCUCAAUCUCUGCUACGGGAGAUGGUUGAGAGAACCGCCUCAUAUUAGUUUCCUGCUGCCGUCAUCUGCACUCCGCUUUGCACCCACCCUCUUCGUGCUCAAAAUCGGCUCGUGCAAUUUCCCCAGCGAGCUCUCACCAUCGUUGAGUUUCCCCCUCCUCAAGCAGCUCAUCCUACGAUGCGUUUCCAUCUCGGAGGAUGUAUUCGACCAGGUGCUCUCUGGAUUCCGUGCCUUGGAGAGCCUUCAGUUGUGGGACAUUCUUACUGCGCGUCGCCUCCACAUUCGCUCACUAACUCUUAGGAGCAUUGGCUUCCGUGCUCGUAGUGCUUGCACACAAGAACUAGUCAUUGAGGAUGCUCCCUGCCUCGAAAGAUUUGUCACUUUAUCCUCCGGACAUAAGUUUUGAGACUAUCUGCGUAAUUGGUGCACCUAAACUGAAGAUAUCGGGCCUUUUUUCACCAUGUGUAUCCACACUCCAGAUUGCAACUCUAGUCGUCAAGGUAGCAGUAGCAACCUUCUUGAAUCUUGCAUUUGCUGUACCUACAUGCAUUUCAUUAUUUUUUAUGUUCAUUGUUUUCUUUAGGGAAUGUCCCCAGUCAGCUUGGCAAACUCAAUAUGCACUGUGAAGGUUCUGGCUCUCUACUCUUCUGGUUCUCAGUUGAAUGCAGUUCUAAACAUCCUCAGGUGCUUUCCCCGCUUGGAAAUGCUCUAUUUCACUUUGAAGAAACACCCAAAGAUGGAUAUGAAAAAUGUGCACCUGUGUGACCCACUAGAUCCAAUCGAAUGCCUCGUGAUCCAUCUAAAAAGAUUGGUGUUUGAAAAUUACAAAGGCUGUGACCAAGAUGCUGACUUUGCCAAAUUCUUUAUUUUGAACGUAAAAGUGCUGAAGGAAAUCAAAAUUUCAAGCCCUAAGGGCAACGAUAUUAAAUGGGUGGACGAUCAUCACAGGCUGCUACAAGUGGAAGAUAGAGCUUCUCGAGAUGCUGAACCUGAAUUCAGAAGUGAGUUUAGCUGUUUGGAUAAAACCAAACAGAUUCAUGAUUUAUUGGAUGAUCCCUUCGACUACUCGUGUUGUAGAAUUAAAUGCAAUGUUCUUUCAGAUGAAUCAUGUCCAUGGUUCGUCAAUGGCCGAUCUUUCAAAUCCUUGUGUCAUAGACAGGGUUACUGCCCGAAUAUUGUGUAGUCUUUGCCCCUUCUUUAGAAGGGAUAUAUGCUCGAAAAUUGUAUUAUCUUUUUUCCAAAGUCAAAUUUAUGGCUGCUCGAUCUCUGGUUAGAAGUUAUUUCCUGUGUUCGUGUCUCAGUAAGUUACCUCUGUUGAAACUGCAAAAUGUAUGAAUGCAAAAAGGAUUUAUCAAAGGC